AAGACAAUUAAAUUACAUAAAUGCAUGUAUACGUAUAUACUCUGCUCCACGAGAAAAGAAAACUGAAUAGACGAGAUUUCAUUCUUUCUGCGUGUGUGACUGAGAUGGUACUACGUACUGUAUAACCCAUGAUAAUUUACCAGCGCAGUUUAGACGAUUGUGAUAUAUUUAUCGAGCUGACAGAAAGUUUCAUGAUUUUCAAUGCACGUUGAUUUCAGUAUGUUACGCUUAUUACAUAAAUAACUUUUUAUAAUAUUCAAAACUCUCUAACAAAAGUUGAGUACCAAAAGAUUUUCGAGCAAUUGACUAAAUAAAUUGACGGACAUUAUGCCGAAUUCAUAGGAGGUAAAAAUAUUCGUUUGACAUCCGUUUCUCAUCGGCAAUUGGCAGAAAUAGAGGAGGAUAGACUUUUAAGUCUUAUGACGGAUGAUGAGGACCGCCUUCCCUCAGCCGGUAUUUUUUCUAGCGAAACCAGAUUUACUCUCGCGUGUUCAUCGUCUGUGGUGUAAAGUCUAACCAUAAAUCUAUAUAAUCGUCGAUAUGUUUGGCAUAUGGCACGUCUUCUUUUAUAUCAUUCCAAUUAAGCGUAAAACAUGGAAUGUAUGAUCUUUUUAAAUAAAAAGCAGUGCAAUUCUUUGUAAGACGUAAUAAAUAAAAGAAAAUUAUAAAAAAUGAAGCUGAUAUCAAAAAACAUUGAUAAAGAUGGAGAAGGGAAAGUGUCCCUUGUCCCUGAAAAUACUGAAGAUAUGUGGCAUGCAUAUAAUCUUAUUAGCGAAGGCGAUUUUGUUAGUUGUUCUACUAUAAGAAAGGUGCAAAUGGAAUCUGCAACUGGGAGUUCUAACAGUUACAGAGUUAGAACUACGCUUACAAUAUGUGUAGAAGGUAUUGAUUUUGAUACACAGGCAUGUGUUUUAAGAUUAAAAGGUAGAAACGUAGAAGAAAAUAAAUAUGUUAAGACAGGGGCAUAUCAUACAUUGGAUGUUGAACAGAAUAGAAAGUUUUCAAUUACUAAAGCAAAAUGGGAUUCUGUUUCUUUGGAAAGAGUUGAUAUGGCAUGUGAUCCUACACAGAAUGCAGAUGUUGCUGCUGUUAUAAUGCAAGAAGGUAUAGCUCAUAUUUGUUUAAUAACUACCAAUAUGACAAUAGUCCGUGCAAAAAUAGAUCAAGUAAUUCCUAGGAAAAGAAAAGGAAAUGUCUCACAGCAUGAAAAGGGUUUAACAAAAUUUUAUGAUAGCAUAAUGCAAGGAAUCUUAAGGCACAUCAAUUUUGAUAUUGUGAAAUGCAUUAUUCUUGCUAGUCCUGGCUUUGUUAAAGAUCAGUACAUGGAUUAUAUGAUACAACAAGCCAUUAAAUCAGACAACAAAAUAAUAUUAGAAAAUAAGAGCAAAUUCUUGCUUGUGCAUUCUAGUUCCGGUUUUAAACACUCACUGAAAGAAGUUUUGGCUGAGCCUGCCGUUGUUUCCCGAAUUUCCGAAACAAAAGCAGCAGGUGAAGUAAAAGCUCUAGAAGCGUUUUACACGAUAUUACAGACUGAUCCUGCAAGAGCUUUUUAUGGAAAAAAACAUAUUCAGAAAGCCAAUGAAGCUCAAGCUAUUGAAACCUUACUUAUCUCGGAUAAAUUAUUCAGAUGUCAAGAUGUUCUGACGAGAAAGGAGUACGUUGAGAUAGUCGAGAACGUUAAAGAUUCUGGCGGCGACGUAAAGAUAUUUUCCAGUUUGCACGUAUCAGGUGAACAAUUAGAUCAAAUUACUGGAAUAGCAGCUAUACUACGUUUCCCUAUGCCAGAAUUAGAAGACGAAAGCGACGGAGAAAGCGAUACGGAAAAAGAUGAUUAAAGUGGCAACUUAAUACAUUAACGAACAACUUUGUAUAUAUUUGUGCUGUGCGCAAUUAAAAAUAUAUUAAUAAUAAAACUGAAAACUUA
Messenger RNA from Megachile rotundata (alfalfa leafcutting bee), 1924 nucleotides. It is a transcript of the gene pelo, whose product is annotated as pelota mRNA surveillance and ribosome rescue factor. The record is from RefSeq and is a predicted model, not a curated record. Lineage: Eukaryota; Metazoa; Arthropoda; Insecta; Hymenoptera; Megachilidae. Gene Ontology annotation, cellular component: cytoplasm. Gene Ontology annotation, biological process: nonfunctional rRNA decay; RNA surveillance; ribosome disassembly.